AUGCCAUCCAAGGGAUCCGUCAACGCAUUCGUAUGUGGACACGUCGACCGCCGUACCUCAAGACUCGGAAACUGCACCAUCCGCGCAAUACACAGAUUCCCAUGUCCCAAAUGCAGCCGCUCCAACCCAGCCACUCAUCCAAGACCAACAGCCCCAGUCUCCCGACACCGUCACCGACUCCCAAACGACAUCUACCGCACCUCCCUGCCAAGCAUCUCCAAAGCCCUCCGCCGCCACCUCACCAACCUAUCCACAUCCCUCACCUCCCUCUCCCCUCCCCACGCAAAACACGACAUCUACGCCCUCCCAGAAUCCCACCUCGACGCCCACCGCGCCGUCUCCGCCCUCGAACACUGGUCCCUCGACUACGCAAACCCAACCAUGCCCCUGCCGCCCCACACUCACAUCCAAGCCACCAUCCUCAAAGCAACAGACUGCAUCGCCGACCUCGAGCUCGAGCUCUCAGAGCGCUUCCGCGAACGCAGCAACAGGGCGCUCGCAGCACAGGUCCGCAAUGUCGUACGUGCUGUCCUCGCAUCUAGGUUGCAAGCGCCCGGGUCGGCGCCCGUCGAGUAUAAUUAUAAUGCCCAGACUGCGUUGCGGCGACGGGUAUUUGCAUCUUCGACGGCAAGGGGUGUGGGGACGGACGCCACUGCGUAUGCGUACGGCGCGUCGCGGUAUGCGCAGGCUGGUCCAGCGCGUUCUUCUUCGUACCCUUGCUUUUCUCCUUCUCCUUCUCCUCCUGUUGGUGCGGGAGCAGCGUGCACAUAUCCGUAUACAGGCACGUACACGCACAGACCACAGUCUGGGGAUGACAUGCACGAUCCGCCGCCCCCUUAUUCGCGAUACGACCCGAUGCGGCGUGGAGGUGCUUAG
This is a messenger RNA of Pseudovirgaria hyperparasitica, 876 nucleotides long. RefSeq lists its product as uncharacterized. Lineage: Eukaryota; Fungi; Ascomycota; Dothideomycetes; Acrospermales; Acrospermaceae. The transcript has a single exon. The record is from RefSeq and is a predicted model, not a curated record. Bases 1 to 876 code for a protein of 291 amino acids.